Messenger RNA from Triticum aestivum (bread wheat), 3984 nucleotides. RefSeq lists its product as uncharacterized. Gene Ontology annotation, biological process: ribosomal large subunit assembly. Lineage: Eukaryota; Viridiplantae; Streptophyta; Magnoliopsida; Poales; Poaceae. Bases 70 to 2265 code for a protein of 731 amino acids. The transcript is spliced from 9 exons. Gene Ontology annotation, cellular component: nucleolus. The record is from RefSeq and is a predicted model, not a curated record. Gene Ontology annotation, molecular function: RNA binding.
UCUUCCAAAACAAAAAAUGGGAAUAUCUAAACCCUAGCUGCGCCACCUCCAUCUCCUCCUCCACCACCAAUGGCGCCGCCGUCGUCGUUGAGGAAACUCCGAGAGCUGAUGAAGGGCAAAUUGAGCCCCGGGGAAAAUUCCAUUAGGGAUAAGGAUGAGGAGAAUCCAGAGGUUGCGCUUGUUUCAAAGAAGGUGAACAAGAAGCGGAAGAAGCUGCCGGGUACCAAGAAGGGGGAAGGGCGCGACGUGGAUAGGCUGGUCCGGGAGGAGGAUCCCGAGGUUGUGCUCGUUUCAAAGAAGCUGAACAAGAGGCGGAAGAAGCUGCCGGGUACCAAAAUGGGGGAAAGGCGCGACGUGGAUAGGCUGGUCCGGGAAGAGGAUCCUGAGGUUGUGCUUGUUUCAAAGAAGCUGAAGACACAUCCGGUGAGUGAACCGAAUGCAUCAUCGAGGGAAUCGAUCUGGGAAUCCAGUGAACCGCUCACGGGUAAGAAGAGAAAAGAGGGGAAAGGCCACGCCGUGCUGGUCGGGCAGGAUGGUUCGGAGGUUGCUCCUGUGGCAAAGAAGUGGAAGCCAAAGCCGGUGGCAAAGAAGUGGAAGCCAGAGCCGGUGCCAGAGGACAUUCGCUUGAGUGCAUCAUCGACUGUUAUUGUUGCUUAUGCUCCAGACAUGCCACACAGGUAUGGACAUUUGCUAAGGUCGAUUACCUUUCUUCUGCCUUACAAGAGUGAUGGGACGGCAUAUGAAUGUGAUCCCAACAGAGUGAAAGAUCUGAUAAGUCGAACCAGAUGUGGUUUAUGUCUUUUCUUUCAGUGGGUUCAAAGAGAUAAGGAGAUGUUUUGUUGGAUAAUUAAUAUAUCGACAAAUAAUUCUACUCAGUUCCUCGUAAAUCCAGCAUUUGUAUCUGAAAUGUUAGAAGUGAAAGUUAAGCGUGCAGCUUGUGCUUUCUCAUUAAACUUCUGUAGUGAUAAAAAAUGGGCUGGUGUAAAGAAUGCUUUGGAGCUGGUGUUUUCUUCACCUCAACACAAGACAUCUGAAGCUCCUGAUAAUAUGUAUGUCUUCACAAGGAUAGAUGAUUGUGUCUACUUCAGAAAUAUAAAGAUUAAUGAUUUCCCCAAUAUUGCCGAAGGCGAGCCAUUGGAUCUGAAAGAGGUUGGACCUUAUUUUUGCCUGAAGCUUGUGGAUAUUCAUGGAGAGACUGAUGUCCCAUAUCUACCUUCAGAUGUUGUUCCACAAAAUAAGAUUAAAGUGUGUCCCAUUCAAUAUUGUAGUUUGUCACCUGAAUUGGGAUCUUGCAUAGCACCUCAUUCCCUCUACUUGAAUGACGAAAACUAUACGAUCCUUAUUGAGAAUGGUCAUGAUUUGUCAGCAUUUGAGGGUUAUAAUGUUAGCCUUGAGGAGUUUCUUGCAGAGCAACCGUUAUUGAAAAUAAAACAUAUUGUUGGAUCAAAAACUGGCGAGGAGUGUUUGUUUGUGAGAAACAUUGCCAAGUAUAUCAUCAAAUCCAUCCUUGCAUACCUUGUUAAGCUCUUCUCUCGUGACAAAUGUAUCAAAAUGAAGAUAAUAGGGCGCAAACAUAUCUUUCUGAAAGGGUCCAAAGUCAAAUUCUAUGGGGUGGAAUUUGUACAGUUUGAAGAAAAUCAAGCAGAAGACAAUGUAGUGUGUGUUGUUGGGUUAAUAAGUGGAUGCUUCCCUGAAGACCUCAUCCCUAGUGAUUUAAGUGAGAUGCUUGAUCUUUUGCUAUCAGAUCCUCUGCACAAUCUUGAAGCAGGGAAAGGUGAUUGCUCCCUGCUGUCAGCAAAAGAGAGGAGAGAACUCUUGGUUCUUUUGCAUACCGAGUACAUGACAAAUGUGAAACCUAUGUUAUGUGGUAAAGAUGGCGACGAUCCAAAUGGAAAUUUGGAAGAGUUCUUCGCAGGGUGCCCAUACAUAGAAACAUGGGUAGACACUAUGACAAAAAACACUUACCUAACUGAGGUCGCCAGUUAUAACUCGGUACUGGGGGUUUUGAAACUGGAGAAGAGAAAAGAGGAGAACAAAGAGAAGUUGGAGAAUGAAGAGGAUGACAAUAAAAAGCUAAUACAAAAAGGAGAGCGACAGUUUCAUGUUCUAAGAAAUUGUGAUGUACAUAUUCCUGAGAAGGCUGCAAAGGAUGGAAUAUGUCCAUUUCGUCUGACGUGGUGUGACUACAUCCGUACGUGCUACUUUCGAAAGUAUCUCUCCUUUGUGCAAAGGCGCAUGGAAUCUUAUCUAAAGCCGACAAGGUGAACUCACGGGUUUGUGCAUGGCGGCAUGCCGCGCUUCACUGAUAGGUUUGUGUGCUAGUCUUCUAUUUUGUGUAAAUUUUCACGUGUCUAUUCUUCUUUUUGUUUUCGUACCUUUUUAUGGCUCACAAUGAACUCUUCAAUUAUGUAUUUUGUCUAGACUGUUACUCACUACACACCGUAACUGAAUAUAAUAUAUUGAUAUAGAAAUGUAACGCAAAAAGGCAGCCAAGUCAUGAUUUUGAUUAGACUAUUGACCAAUUGCACCCUGCACUGCAGCUAGCUUGAACACAUGUGUCGUAGAAAAUUUGUAUUUGAUGACCGAGACCGAUCAGCGCACAGGGGAUGUUUAUCCCGAGACAUCAAGAUAGUUUGAACAUAGGUUAUCCAUUUUUUACGACACAAGACUUGUCCAAAACCUGAAAGUACAGAAACAUUCAUGUCACCCUCCUAGCCUAGAAGACAGUGACAUUGACCAAAUCGAAUUGUUCCUAUGAAAAAAGAGAGGUGGUUUCAUUUUGAUGUGAUUGCAGCAAAGCCAAUUGAUAUUGUUAUCGAUGUAGUGCUGUUAAAUCAUCAGUUACUAAUGUACUGUUAGAAAAUGGCCCUUUGUUGGCAGAUAGUACAGUAGGGAAGGUACAGAAAGCAACACCUUCAAAUGAGUUCAUGCUCAUGGACUCAUGGUAGUUUUUUCUUGGAGGGCUAUCUUGCAUUUUCUUGUGAAUGCAUGCUCUACAGCUUUGUUGGCAUCCAUUUUCUUUCUUGGGGGAGACCGUGAACACAAACUCAUAAGCUUUGUUGGCUAUAUUUCCAUCCAGCAAUAUAUUGUUCAUUCAUACUUUUGGUAGGCUAGUCCACGAUGAGAUUGUCUUUUGUUGAUUUCAGUGGUGUAGUAUGUCAGUUGAUCGAUUGUUACUUGUUAUAGCUAGCUCAAAAUGUUGUUGAAUUGUUAUAUGCACAUCACAGUACUGUAAAUUUUCUUGGAAAUAUGCAUCGGGUUGUGUAGUCAUCUAUGCACACGUGGGCUAAUGAUGGAUCUUGUGCUGAUUAGAUAUAUAUGCAUCUUGGGUGUUGAUCUUAAGGUUGCCACUCCUGGAAACCGACAUUAGUGUAUAUUAUUCUGAACAUUAUACAAUUCGAAUAGUGUUUAUACAAUUGAAAAGCUUUGAGGACUAUUUUUUCAAGCUAGUUUCAGUUUAACAUUCUUUUCUUGCCAAAUGAUGGCUUUCAUGCCAUGGUCAUCUAGGAAUAAAAGAGUACAAUAUUUUAUUUAUGUCAAAUUUGAACUAAAACCAUGACACUUAUUAUGGAACGGAGGGAAUCAGUGUGAGCAUAUUAUGUUUGCAUCUAUUUCAUUGAGAACCAUGCAUAUGUGCUUACAUAUAGUUUAAAAUGUGAUACUGUAUAGUAACUACAUUGUUCUUUUUUGAUUUGCAAGUUCCUAAAGCUAACCAACGAAAAUGUUCAAAGAACUUGAUGGUGGAAGUUCCAGUAGAGUGAUUAUUCCAGUGACAACACAUUUUAGCAUGGAUCAGUCCCAUAUGUACAUCUUUAUAAUGGAACUGAAUGCUUAUUAUUGCUGGAUUUUCUUGGUUAUAUUUUCAAUAUUAAACCAUGAUUAGCACACCAAAUUUAUCCUUGGUUAUAUAUGUGAUUUGUGUUAUAUAUGGUCAGCGUGUGAUGUGGAUUGGAGUUAUUUUUCCUUGAUUAUGCGUGUUUCCUA